Sceloporus undulatus (fence lizard) is the source of this 3429-nucleotide messenger RNA. RefSeq names its product solute carrier family 25 member 37 (gene SLC25A37). The record is from RefSeq and is a predicted model, not a curated record. The transcript has 4 exons. NCBI's taxonomy places the organism in Eukaryota, Metazoa, Chordata, Lepidosauria, Squamata, Phrynosomatidae. Gene Ontology annotation, biological process: iron import into the mitochondrion. Gene Ontology annotation, molecular function: ferrous iron transmembrane transporter activity. Gene Ontology annotation, cellular component: mitochondrial membrane. Bases 63 to 1019 code for a protein of 318 amino acids.
GCCGCUGCUCUCAGUGGCUGCCGGGAGCGGCGGCGGGAGGUCUGGUGCUGGAGGGGCUCCUCAUGGACGGCGGGGAGGGCGCCGGCGCCGCGGAGGACGGCGACGGCUACGAGAGCCUGCCGCCCAGCGCUUCCCUCUCCACCCACAUGACGGCCGGGGCGGUGGCCGGCAUCCUGGAGCACACCGUCAUGUACCCGGUGGACUCCGUCAAGACCCGGAUGCAGAGUUUGCAACCUGAUCCCAAAGCCCAGUACAGGAGCGUGUUUGAGGCCUUGAGGAAGAUUGUCCAAACGGAAGGCAUCUGGCGGCCUUUACGCGGGAUCAACGUGACUGUUGUUGGAGCGGGCCCGGCUCACGCUCUAUACUUUGCCUGCUAUGAAAAAAUGAAACGCACUUUAAGUGACAUUAUUCACCAUGGAGGGAACAGCCACCUGGCCAACGGAAUGGCUGGGAGCAUGGCUACCCUACUCCAUGACGGUGUCAUGAAUCCUGCUGAAGUGGUGAAGCAGCGCAUGCAGAUGUACAAUUCUCCAUACAAGACUGUCUUAGAGUGCAUCAGGACAGUGCACCGGACUGAGGGCUUGGGCGCCUUUUACCGUAGCUAUACCACACAGCUCACCAUGAACAUCCCCUUCCAGGCCAUUCACUUUAUCACCUAUGAGUUCAUGCAGGAGCAGAUCAACCCCCGGCGACAGUACAACCCUCUCACGCAUAUUGUUUCAGGGGCUGUGGCAGGUGCUGUGGCGGCGGCAGCCACAACUCCACUGGACGUUUGCAAAACUCUCCUCAACACCCAAGAGAACAUGGUUUUGAGUUCUGUAAACAUUAGCGGGCAUCUGUCUGGAAUGGCUAAUGCCUUUAGGACAGUGUACCAACUGGGGGGUAUUGCGGGGUAUUUUAAGGGAGUCCAGGCACGCGUGAUAUACCAGAUGCCUUCAACUGCCAUCGCCUGGUCUGUUUAUGAAUUCUUCAAGUAUGUGCUUACAAAGCGUGAGUUGGGGAAAGGAAGUCCAUACUGAUGGAUCUGGCACUGCAAUCCAGAAUCUCCUGAGACAGUCACAUCUCUGUGUCUUCAUGCUCUCACCAGGCUCCUUGAAAAGGGUUCUGGUUGGAUUCACAAUUGAGUUCUGGGAUGUGUGUAUGUAUGUGUGGUGUGUAAUUUGAAAUUCUGGAGGAAUUCUGUUCUCUCCCCACCCCUGCUUUUUGCAAAACCAAAUUUUAAAAGAAGCAUUCUUAAAACAAGUAUUUAUAGUCUUUCCCUCCCCGCUUGUGGAUUUGAGAACUGUGGUAAACAUUUAUGCUUGUUUCUUCCAGAGAAUGCUUUGGGCAUGACCCAGAGGAAAAGUGGGAGCUGGGCUUUUCCUGCUUAAAAUAGAAAGGUGAACCCUUUUAGCAAAACUAAGUUUUAUAUUGAGAAAGGUGAUAUACAUGGAUAAUGUUUAUCUUUUAUUUUUCUAUAUUGUGAAUUGGAUUGUUUUAAUAGACUCAAAACUGUGUGAGUGAGUGAAUGAAUGAAAAGGAUUUUUUAACAAAAUGGUGAAAAGCACUAUUUGCUGCCUCCUUGCCUCUUGGAGUGGCUUUAAUCUUACCUUUCCCCAGCUUCAUAGUGGUAGAGAAGCUGGUGUGUGUUUUUCUCUUUCUCAUACCCUCCCAUGCUUUGUAGCUCUUAGAAUAUCCAGCUUGAAGACAACUUGAAAUGACUUAAGACAUUGACUUAUUGAGGUUCUACCUUAACUUGUGAGUCUUCCCUUUAUUGUGUCAGAAUCAGUGGUCACUUCUGGUAAUAUUAACCGGUUUUCACCACUGCCAAGUAGCUUAAGACUCAUCUUUUAGCAAACACUUUAAGGUAUCUAAUGGUACUUAACCUCUGCCUCCAACUGCAUCUCAGUUCCUGGGUAGAUUUUUAAUUUCUUCCUACUUCUCACUGAGUUUCCAGUCUGUUUUUCCUCCUGCCUAUCCCCUCCCUUGCCAGGCUUGCAGGUAUGUGCAAACAUUUUGCACUAGCGUGUGUAAGUUAAUGCUUGCAAGUGUGUGCAGGAGUGGAGCACCAAGUUUACAUUCCCAUAAGGCAGGGGCGGGCCACUGUGAUCCUUCUGAUGUUUCUGGUCUGCAGGUCCAGUGGUGAGGGGUUAUGCCCUGCCUGUGGGUACUUUAAAAACCUCUGGAAGGUCAUAGUUGCCCACCCUUGCCAUAGGAGAACUCUUAGAGUUAAAAGAAGAAAAAAGACUGACAUGGAAAUGCAGCUGUUUGUUGCAUUGCAGCACUAAAGCCUUGGAACCGAAAAGCCUUAGCGAAGGAGAAUGUAAAGUCAAACUUUGCUCCAAAGCCAAAAAACAACAACAAAAACCCACCCUGUGUGUAUCUGCGUGCAUGUACACUUUCUUGCAGUUGUUUGACCUGCACAAAUGAAAGAGUGUGGAAUUGUUUUAGCGUUAUAGGAGUGUCAUGUGUGCUGCUAUGAAACUUUGCAGCUUUUGUAUUUUUGUCCAGAAAUGUUUUGUACAUUGAAUGUGCGUAUUGGGGGUCAGUGAUGCUUUCCCACUGGUUAUGCUGUUUGAGGCUGAUGGGAGUUGUAGGGCAAAUCAUCUGGAGAAUCAAAAGUUCCCCAUUUCUAUUUUAUAAAUUUUUUGCAAAUUUGGAAUUUCAGUUGGAUGUGUUCCCUUGGUCCCAUUGUAUUUGCUAUGUCACCUCUUCUGAAAAACUUGACAUUUGAAAACAAGAGCGUUAAAAGGAAGAAAACAGCUUUGUGACAAACAAUGUAUGGGGGGGGGGACCCAGAAAGGACUGUUUUUUCCAGAAAUGUCUGUUUGGGUCACUAUACUUUGUAAACUUGUGAGUAAUUGGUUUAAGAAGGGAGCCUGUGGCUAUUUCUUAAUAGUCCUAAUGCACUUGGCACGACUGGUCUCGAGUGCAUGUAGCUAGUUGCCUUAAUUACGAUUUUCAGAGCAAAUGUUUAACUCGAUGCAAUAACUGUGACCCUCCAGUUUUUGUUGAACUCCAGUUCCCAUCAGCCCUAGCCAACCCAUGGUGAGGCAAUGCAAGAUUAUCUCAGCAGUGAGGUGUGAUGGGACUAAUAGUUCAUCAGCACUUAGAGUCUCAAAGGCUCCCCAUCCUUUGGAUUAGAAAUUGUGACAUUAAUAACUUAAGGUUCUUCCAGGCCUCUACUUUUCUGCCACUGGGAAAUGAAAUGGGAAGGACCUCCAGGAAGUAGUAUUUGGAUUAGUUUUGAUGGUUGAGGCUGCUCUGGCUGGUUCAUGACAUCACUACUUCACUACAUUUGCCUUAUUUCCUCCCCUUAUUCUCUUGUUAUGUCCAGUUCUGGGCGCCACAAUUCAAAAAGGACACUGAGAAACUGGAGCGUGUCCAAAGGAGGGUGACUAAAAUGGUGAAAGGUCUGGAAACCAUGCCCUAUGAGGAACGCCUUAGGGA